Molecule: messenger RNA, 2424 nt
Organism: Vigna radiata var. radiata (mung bean)
Lineage: Eukaryota; Viridiplantae; Streptophyta; Magnoliopsida; Fabales; Fabaceae
Product: K(+) efflux antiporter 6
Exons: 21
Coding region: 243-2030 (595 amino acids)
Biological process (GO): proton transmembrane transport; potassium ion transmembrane transport
Cellular component (GO): membrane
Molecular function (GO): potassium:proton antiporter activity
Source: RefSeq, a predicted model, not a curated record
CAAAACAUACUAAUUAAUUAAUUAUUAAUUACAACAAUAAUUGAUUAUAAUGAAAAUAAUUAAUGAACACUGCAACUUGACUCUUCACCAAUCACCACUUCAAACUCGUUCACUCCGUCUUCUUUGGUCUAGUUUUUCUCACACUUCUCAACUCUCGCUCUUCGCCACCGUCGCUCUCCGCGGCCAACGGUCGCCGUCAUCCGAACUCGCACCGCCACCUGCUAACGAGUGCCGGCGGAGCAAUGUCAUUGAGAAGAUCACCGUCUCCGUCCCCGUGCUGCGGCGACAGUCACUUCGUGCUGCUGGUGCCUGUCCUUCUCGUUAUUCUCCACUCGCUCCUUCUGCUUCCUCAUUCCUCGCUUGCUAUUCGACCUAUCGAGUCGGAUCAGAUCGAACUCGCCAACGCGACCGAGUCCAACGUCUCUCUCUCGCGACCUCGCGAAGGAAGCUUUGCCGACAUAAUUGAUCGCGCGCUGGAGCACGAGUUCACCGAGAACGACCAGAACGAAGCGGCUGAUCCGGGAAGUUUCAACAACAGUGUAGCAGAACAACAGGCUGUUCUGGAAACUGUGGCGCGAGUCACACCAAACAAGAAUGACACAAAGGAUGAAAAGUCAUUUCAACUACAUCAUGUAUUCAAUAGAGGUGAGGAUACCCCAAUGUUGAUAGAUCGGAAGGACAAUGUCUUUAUCAUUUCUAACUUUAAAUCCAAGUAUCCGGUGCUCCAGCUAGAUUUACGAUUGAUUUCAGACCUGGUAGUUGCUAUUGUUUCAGCAACUUGUGGAGGCGUUGCAUUUGCUUUUGCUGGACAACCGGUGAUAACCGGAUAUCUUCUAGCUGGCUCCAUAGUUGGUCCUGGCGGCUUUAACUUCGUCAGUGAAAUGGUGCAGGUGGAAACAGUGGCACAAUUUGGUGUAAUAUUUCUUCUUUUUGCAUUGGGCCUCGAGUUCUCCACAACAAAGCUCCGAGUUGUAAGAGCUGUUGCUGUUCUUGGAGGUCUACUUCAGAUUUUUCUAUUUAUGUGCAUGUGUGGACUUACUGUAUCGCUAUGUGGUGGUAAAGCUUCAGAAGGGGUUUUUGUUGGUGCUUUCCUUUCCAUGUCUUCAACAGCAGUGGUCUUGAAGUUUUUGAUGGAAAAGAACACCACUAAUGCUCUUCAUGGACAAGUCACAAUUGGGACCCUUAUUUUACAGGAUUGUGCUGUUGGAUUGCUCUUUGCUUUGCUUCCAGUUCUGGGUGGCACCUCAGGUGUUUUUCAAGGAGUGUUAUCAAUGACCAAGCUGUUGGUGACUUUAAUUGCUUUCCUCUCUGUUCUGACUAUAUUGUCUCGCACAUGCCUUCCAUGGUUACUUAAACUGAUGAUAAGUCUCUCAUCACAGACAAAUGAGCUCUAUCAAUUGGCGUCUGUUGCAUUCUGCUUGCUAGUAGCCUGGUGUAGCGAUAAGCUGGGACUAAGUCUAGAAUUAGGUUCCUUUGCCGCUGGAGUGAUGAUUGCAACCACUGAUCUGGCUCAACAUACACUAGAGCAAAUUGAACCUAUUCGCAAUCUUUUUGCUGCUCUUUUCCUUGCCAGCAUUGGAAUGCUGAUUCAUGUUCAUUUUCUCUGGAACCAUGUUGAUAUUUUGGUAGCAUCUGUAAUAUUGGUGAUUGUUAUAAAAACAAUCAUAAUUGCAUCUGUUGUGAAAGGAUUUGGUUACAACAACAAGACCUCAAUGCUUGUUGGAAUGUCGAUGGCACAGAUAGGAGAAUUUGCUUUUGUUCUUCUAAGUCGUGCUUCAAACCUCCAUCUAGUUGAGGGUAAAUUAUAUCUGCUGCUUCUUGGGACUACAGCUCUUAGUCUGGUAACAACUCCACUACUUUUCAAGCUUAUUCCUGCCGUAGUGCAUCUUGGUGUGCUAUUGAAGUGGUUCUCUCCUGACAGUUCAGUGGAGAUAGGAUAUAAUAAGGUAGAUAGUCUCCGCUCAGACAGUGACAACUCAUCUGAACCCCAAAAAUGGAAAGGACAGGGGAGAGGAACGAUAANAUAUUGAAAGGGAGAGGACCGAUAAAAGAUUGAAAGAAACCUGACAAGACGGACAAAUGAAGGUACGUGGUAGGCAUUCUUUCCAGAACUCCAUAUAAAUUUCUUUUUUUUUUAAUUUGUGGCUGGAAGUGUUUGUAAAUGUAAGAUAUGGUUUGUAAUAUGAAUAGUCACUGUCCUUAUUUCUGUAAGCGUAGUUUUAAUGUAUGAAAAGUUUCCUUUCUACCAUCUAGGCCAUCAGCUGCAUGGCUGGUCUUUGUAUAUCUUUUAGGCAAGGACGCAUCUGUGCUUUGAACAAAUCAAUUGAUAUAUGUGUAAGUGUGAAUAAAUUAUAGUAGAUGUCAUGUAUCAACUUUUCUUUGGUUAUUGGAGUAUGCUGAUUGUGCUGCUCCUAUGUUUCUUUA